Molecule: messenger RNA, 1144 nt
Organism: Hyla sarda
Lineage: Eukaryota; Metazoa; Chordata; Amphibia; Anura; Hylidae
Product: adiponectin-like
Exons: 4
Coding region: 304-1017 (237 amino acids)
Molecular function (GO): protein binding
Source: RefSeq, a predicted model, not a curated record
CCCGAAGCACGGAGAAGAGGCCCCCCGGUGAAAAUGGACAGCCCGGAACGACUAUCCCUCCCCACCGGACGGUCCCUGCAGCAUAGAUGGCCAAAACCAGCUCACCCUAACUUCCCGCCGAGGGGAGGCACAUGGAAUUUCUGAUCCAAAGCCUGACCUUUAAGUAAUCUCCAUAUGCAGUGAUCCUGGAAUGAGUUUUAAUUGACAGUAGCAUAUGUUAUGUAAGAUUGGCUCAUCACUAUAAGGCAACUGCACAGGACACAGACCACUGUAACUUUCCUCCGGAGACCUUUACGCAGGACAAUGCUGGUGCUACAUUCUCUGUAUGCACUACUUAUACUGGUGCCACUAUGUAUUUUGGCUGAUGAAGACCCAACGCAACCCCAACGAAAUCCUUGUGCUAACUGGAUGGGGGGAGCACCAGGAUAUCCUGGACACAAUGGGCUUCCUGGAAGAGAUGGCAAAGACGGAAAUGAUGGACAGAAAGGAGAUAGAGGAGAACAAGGUGAUAAAGGGCAGAAGGGAGAAGUUGGUGUACAAGGACCUUCAGGACUUGAAGGUCCACGUGGCUUUCCAGGUCCCCAGGGCUCAACAGGAGAGAAUGCCUUUCUACAUCGUUCAGCCUUUAGCAUGGGCCUGACAACCAGAGUUAAUACCCCAAACGUGCCUAUACGCUUCACAAAAGUGUUCUACAAUGACCAGCGCCACUAUGAUGACACCACAGGAAAGUUCACCUGCCAUGUUAAGGGCCUUUAUUUAUUCACCUACCAUCUUACAGUCUACAUGAAGGAUGUCAAAAUUGGAUUAUACAAGAAUAACAAACCUAUUAUGUUUACCUUUGACCAGUUUCAGACAAAUAAUGUGGAUCAGGCCUCUGGCUCAAUCCUUCUGGCCUUAGAGAGCGGAGAUGAAGUUUGGCUACAGAUAUAUGGGGAGGAUUUUGGAGGCAUCUAUGGAGACAAUCUCAAUGACUCCUCAUUCUCUGGAAUCCUGUUAUAUCCAGACCAUGAUAACUGAUGUAACUCUUCGCAUACCCAAUAAAAAUGUCCUGCUGUCUGUAAAAGAGACAAUAAAAGUUAUAUCAUAUAAAAAAAAAUGUUGCCCUGUAAUGGGAUUCAUAUUUACUACAGAGCUAGGCACUCAC